Peronospora farinosa is the source of this 705-nucleotide messenger RNA. NCBI's taxonomy places the organism in Eukaryota, Oomycota, Peronosporomycetes, Peronosporales, Peronosporaceae. The record is from the annotation of a GenBank genome assembly.
AUGAAACUUUGGACCACCUCGGUGCUUUUUCUUCUCGUAGCUACUGCUUCAGGAUCUCUACGUCGACUGCAGACGUAUACUCAAACUUUCGAUUAUGAAGCUCUUAUGCUCGAGCGCGUAAAUCUCGAACGAAGUGCUCAAGGACUUCCACUUCUUUGCAUCAACAAGAAAUUGCAACUAGCAGCUCAAGGUCACUCGGACGACCAAGCUGCGAAUAAUUUUAUGGACCAUACUGGUUCGAACGGUUCCACACCUGCGGAACGAGUAUCUGCCGCCGGAUACGAUUGGCGUGGCGUGGCCGAGAACGUCGCUGCUGGACAAGUUGAUGUAACGGAAGUCAUGGAUGCCUGGAUGAACUCGGAAGGCCACCGUCAUAACAUCUUGGGUGACUUUACCAUGUUAGGCAGUGCCUACGCGUACACUUCAGAUGGACUGUACAAGCACUUUUGGACACAAAACUUUGGACAGAGUGACACGGAGUUAUGCGAUGGCAUGACAGCUACUACGACUCGUAUUCCUUCCAUCACUUCACCCACGACAACCGAUCAAGAUUUGAAUGCUACAAUUCCACAACGCAACAAGACCAUGUCUGCCCCGAAUCGACGAGAACCACGCGGUUUUUUUCCCUUUUCCUGCUCAACCACGUCACGAUCAAGUCUUCAUGUUGCAAUAGUGAUGAUAACUCUCGUGCUCCUUUCAAUGUGA